GCCAGGGAAGAAUGCGAAGCGCGCUGCGAUUGGUCAGUAGGCGCGGCGUUUCGGUCCCGCCCAUCUCUGACGGACAGGCCUGGCUGCGCUGGGCUGGAGUUGGCUUGAGGGACGGGCCCGGCGAGGAAACGGACGCGGGUUCCUAUCCUGGGAGACUGACCUUCGCUGCUGACUGGCCACAUCUCACUCAUGCCGCUUGGACUAGGCCGACGGAAGAAGGCCCCACCGCUGGUGGAGAAUGAGGAAGCUGAGCCCCUCCGCGGUGGUCUCGGUGGGGUGGGGUUAGGCAGCGUUGGUGGCGUGGCAGCACUUCAGCCUGGUCUUCCCCCUCCGCCAGCAAGCCUCCGUCCUCGCCUGGUUUUCCACACCCAGCUGGCCCAUGGAAGUCCUACAGGCCGGAUCGAGGGCUUUACAAAUGUCAAAGAACUGUACAGUAAAAUUGCUGAGGCCUUUAAAGUCUCACCAGCUGAGGUGAUGUUCUGCACCUUAAAUACUCACAAAGUGGACAUGGACAAGCUGUUGGGUGGCCAGAUUGGCCUGGAAGAUUUUAUCUUUGCCCACACAAAGGGCCAGAGAAAGGAGGUUGAAGUCUUCAAGUCUGAGGAAGCUCUGGGCCUGACCAUCACGGACAACGGUGCUGGCUAUGCUUUCAUCAAGAGAAUCAAGGAAGGGAGUGUUAUUGACCGCAUCCAAGUCAUCAAUGUGGGGGACAUGAUAGAGUCCAUCAAUGGGCAGAGUCUAAUCGGUUGCCGGCAUUAUGAGGUCGCCAAAAUGCUCAAGGAUCUGCCCAAAGGCCGCACUUUUACACUAAAACUCACUGAGCCCCGCAAAGCUUUUGAUAUGAUCAGUCAGCGGUCUACAGCAGGCAAACACAAUGCGGGUGCUCAGCUUGGCACAGGGAAAGGAACGCUGCGACUUCGGGCCAAAGGACCAGCCACUGUGGAAGAACAGCCAUCUGCCUUUGAGGAAAAGGCCAUUGAGAAGGUUGACGACCUUCUGGAGAGCUACAUGGGCAUCCGUGACACAGAACUUGCUGCUACCAUGGUGGAGCUGGGCAAGGACAAGCGGAAUCCUGAUGAGUUUGCUGAGGCACUGGAUGAACAACUGGGCGACUUUGCUUUCCCUGAUGAGUUUGUCUUUGACGUCUGGGGAGCUAUUGGGGAUGCCAAGGUUGGGCGCUACUAGGACUCUGCGCUCUGCUGGACCCUGCAGGCAGGACCAUUGAGCAGGCCACUGGUGGGCCUGGCACACCACUGUUCCCUCCUCUUGAUGCAAGACCACCCACCUUUUCUCCACAGGGGCUGGAGAAUAAGAGCAAUAAAUAACCCACAUCAGUGAUUGGCAUGUAAUAUGAACUUGGGCCAGAAUCUGCUGCUGUUUCCUGAGACCUUGCCACCCUUGAAGUGGGUGCAGGCUCCUUCAGCUCUGAGUACAGUCAGCUGAAUGUCUUUGUUGUCAGUUUCCUUAUCAGCACAGCUCUCAUGGUUCAUUGUUUUCCAGAGAUGGACUGCUAAACCCAAUUCUCAGUUUAUAUUGAAUUAGGGUGUCAUGUGGAUUUGUAGUCCUGAUAAAAAAAAUUCUGUGGAAUCUCAAAUCACCACAUGGGAGAUGUAGAUGACGUAGGAGUUGUCUUGACUUCUGGCAAAUGGGGCAGGAGGAUCCAACAAACAUCCUAGUCUUGCAUAUCAAUUCUUGAGAGAACUGAGUCCUAAGUGAGUACAGUCCAUAGCUUUUCUUCCUGCAUAAAUAUCCUCUGCUACCCCCCUCUAGUUUGUUUUGGUACGUGAUACGUAUUAGCAAAUUUGUUCUGUUACUUUAGACUUAAUUCUCUAGUCAGGGUGACUCUCCCUGUCUUCCCUUCUCCCCCAAUUUGCCUUUAGGGAGUAUCUUCAUGCUGCCUUUAGGCAGCAUCUCACUUGUUUAAUCUCCCUUUGGCCCUUACAGCUUUCUAAAGCUUUGAACAUCAGAUAUCACCAGAAGUGACUCAGGUUGCUCCUGACACAGAAAAAAAAAAUCAGAUAUCAUGAUUCUUUUCAAAAACUAGCAGCUAUUAUUUUUUUUUAAAAAACACACCUGAAGAUGGAAAUAUGCUUUUCUCUUUCCCAUAAAAGUGCUUUGCUCUUUUAUGUACAAGAGUUGUGCAAGUGAGAGUUUCCACUUGAAUGAUAGCUAUUGGACCCACUCUGUAACUGGCAGAGCUUGUGAGUACUUCUCCACCUUCCCUGUUCUGUCAUCAGCCACUGAACUGGGAUCCAUUUUGAUUAUUAUUUGCCAGUGUCCUUUGACCUAGUUAGAGCUGCAGACCACAACACAGCCAACAGUUGUACAUGGCAGGUUUGAUCUAAGACUUUACACCCAGGCACAGCUGAUUUUCCUCAGUCUAGAUGUGUCUGGUUUUUCCUGCCAUCUAAAUGAUAUCGAACUCUUUCACCCUCCCAGACCCAGGCAUGAUUUCCAGUCACUGUCCCUCUCAACUGAGUUCAGGGGCUUCUAGCCUCAGGCAACUCAUGCUGUGUGGUUGUGCAAAGGCUGCCUCAUAUGUGUCUCAGGGGAUAAUCCGGAGCUCACCCUCUUAAACCAGUGGCAUUCCACCCCUAGCUUGAUAAUAAUCUUUUCCUGAAUGGGUUUUAGGGAGUUCUGCUGCUCAAAGUGUUUUGCAUCAGGAUUUAGAGGCAUCUCCAAGAGCAACAACAGCAGGGAUGUCCUCUUACUGUCUAGGGUUGGGCUUGGUGUCCUUGUCAAUGCCUGUCUUGUCUAAUCUGUCCCUUUUGUCAUACUGACCUACCUCCCAGUUAAUGUCUGUAAAGCUCUCUCUGUUAAAUUAUUUAUAUCCUCUCAUGGACCUGCACACACACUCCCAGACACUGAGCCUCUACCCUGGGCUGUGUCCUAGUACUGUAGUUCAGGCAGCAGCUGCUUACCCCUGGUUGCUGAGGGGGGUCUCUUCACUCUUUCACUUUACAACUAUAGUUCACCUACUGUAUCUUUAAGACACUAAUCUAAGAGAGGAUGUGGAGCCUUGUUGCCCUCUGGAACCCAUUUUGCAAACCUCAGAAAGGGCCAGGCUUUGACCAAACCUUGGCCACUUUCCUGCAUUCUGGCCCCGGAAACCUUUGGGUAGGUUGGGUACCACGUCCUCCUUGGGGAAUAUUUUUGUAUUCAACAUGUAAAGCAUCUUCAAGAUAAAAUAUAUUGACACUACUAA
This is a messenger RNA of Anolis carolinensis (green anole), 3205 nucleotides long. It is a transcript of the gene gipc1, whose product is annotated as GIPC PDZ domain containing family member 1. The coding region runs from base 190 to 1185 and encodes 331 amino acids. Gene Ontology annotation, molecular function: protein binding. The transcript has 7 exons. Lineage: Eukaryota; Metazoa; Chordata; Lepidosauria; Squamata; Anolidae. The record is from RefSeq and is a predicted model, not a curated record.